Molecule: messenger RNA, 2950 nt
Organism: Papilio polytes (common Mormon)
Lineage: Eukaryota; Metazoa; Arthropoda; Insecta; Lepidoptera; Papilionidae
Product: probable RNA-binding protein 19
Exons: 15
Coding region: 214-2925 (903 amino acids)
Cellular component (GO): ribonucleoprotein complex; nucleus; cytoplasm
Molecular function (GO): mRNA binding
Source: RefSeq, a predicted model, not a curated record
AAGGACACAAACUUUAUUUUUGUGUUUACGCACUUUGUGAUUGAGUUUUAAGUCAGAAAUAAAUGACAUAAACCCAAGCGAUUUGUAAAAUAAAUCUUUGUUCAAUUAUAAAACUUUGUUAGUACUCAAACUACUUACAAGUUUUUAUUUAGAAAUAUUUAAUAUAUCAACAUGUGGAUAUUCUUGACUUCUUCAAUAUAAUUUAUAUUUACAAUGUCUCGGCUAAUAGUUAAAAAUUUGCCAAACAAGGUUACAGUUGAUAAACUUAAGGAUUUAUUUUGUCAAAAAGGAGAAGUUACAGAUGUCCAAUUGAAAUAUACAAAAGAUGGAAAGUUUAGAAAUUUCGGCUUCAUUGGAUACAGAACAGAAGAGCAGGCUUCUGUUGCAAAGGAGUUUUUUGAUGGCACAUGUGUCAACUCUAUGAAAAUAAAUGUAGAAUUCUGCGCAAAUUUAGGCGAUGAAAAGAAGCCAAGAGCUUGGAGCAAAUAUGCUACUGAUAGCUCAGCUUAUAAAAAACUUAAUAAAAAUGAUCAAGAUAUACCAAAGCAAACGAAACAGAAACUAUCAAGUGCAGAAAGAAAUAAAAACAAAAUAAGAGAGCUGCUUAAAAAGCAUAAAGGUGAUCCUUUAUUUGAUCAAUUCAUAGAAGCUCAUGUCAAUGAAAAAACAUCAUGGAUUAAGGAAGUGUUAGAGGAAGUUAAAAAAAGUGACAAUGAAGAUAGUGGCAAUGAAGCUGAACAGAAUGAGGAAGAAAAUAUUAACAGAAAAGAAGAAAAAAAUAUAGUACCAGAAGUUAGAAAAAGUGAAGAGAAAGUUGCUAAUAAGCAAAUUAGUGAUUUAGAGUACAUGAAGUUGCUAAUGAAAAAAGUGGAUGGUGCUAACACUGACAAAGUAAAUGAAAAUGCAGAGGAAGAUAAACCCAAGAAAGUUAGAAACAGGCCAUUGUUUUAUUGUAAAAUAAAUGGUUUACCAUUUAAAUGUAAAAAGAAAGACAUAAAAGAAUUUUUCAGACCGUUAGUGCCAUUUUCCCUGAGGUUACCCCUCGGAAAGGGAAAGAAGCUUGCCGGCUUCUGUUAUGUAGGAUUUAGAACUGAAAAAGAAUUACAAAAGGCACUUGCUAAGGAUAAGUUGUUUAUAGGCAGUCAUCGGGUACAUGUUCAUAAGUAUGAAAGCCAGACCAAGAAAGAUGAAGAAGAGGAACAGAUCAACACUAAAAAGAGACAAGAGCAAACAAGUAAUGAAGAAAGUAUAGGAGAAAGCGGUAGCAUCUUCGUGCGAAAUUUACCUUACGUGGUAUCUGAAGAAGAAGUGACGAAGACUUUCGAAAAAUAUGGUCCAAUAGCCGAAGUCAACAUGCCGAUAGAUCCAAUACUGCGGCAGCCAAAGGGUUUUGCGACAGUUAUCUUCGUGAUGCCGGAGCACGCGCUGAAGGCGUACACGGAACUGGACGGCACCUCCUUCUGCGGCAGAAUGCUGCAUCUCUUACCUGCUAGAACUGAAAAGCUGGAGAAGGAAGAAGACGACAGCGACCUUUCAUUUAAAGAGAAGAAAGCGAAGAAACUAAAAGCGCAGGCGAAGUCCUCUCACAACUGGAACACAUUGUUUUUGGGCGCGAACGCCGUCGCUGACGUCAUCGCCACCAACUACGGCACUACUAAAGAACAAUUGCUUAAUGACAAUAAUAAAAAUACAAGCGCCGCCGUCAGACUGGCCCUAGGUGAAACUCAGUUGGUUGCUGAAACGAAAAACUUUUUGGAGAGUAAUGGAGUCUAUCUCGACGCAUUUAAUAAGCCAGCGCAAAAGCGUUCAAAAACUUGCAUUCUUGUUAAAAAUUUAGCAUCCGACACUGACAAAGAUGAAGUUAGGGCGUUAUUUGAAAAACAUGGACAAAUUGCAAGAUUCCUUAUGCCGAACCAUGGUAUCACUGCAUUGGUAGAUUUUAUCGAGCCAUUCGAAGCAAAGAAAGCAUUUAAUAAACUAGCUUAUUCACAAUUCAAAGCAGCCCCAUUAUAUUUAGAAUGGGCACCGGAGAAUGUUUUCGUAAAAACUAUUGACAAUAAAGAAAUAGAAGCUAAACAAGAAAAGGAAUCAAGUAAAGAGAAAGUAUCGAAAACCGAAAUAACGACGAAAACCGAUAAAGUAUCGAAAGCCGAAAAAUCAGAAGCGGAGAAAACCGAAGAAAAAGCCGCGGAGGAAAAAAUAGAAGAGGACACAGAAAUGCCAGAAAAUGACAGUACAAUUUUCGUUAAAAAUCUUAACUUUAAAACUACUGAGAAUAAUUUAAAAGAGCAUUUCAAAAGUUGUGGAAAAAUACACAGUGUGGUUGUUGCAAAGAAAAAAGAUCCCAAGAAUCCUGGACAGUUCCUUUCUAUGGGAUAUGGUUUUGUACAAUUUUAUAGAAAAACGCAAGCCAAUGAAGCUCUAAAGACAUUGCAGAGUUCUACUUUAGACGGAAAAACAUUAGAAUUAAAGAGAUCUGAGAGAGGAAAUGUAGCUGAAGUAAAAACAUCGAAGAAGAGCUCCAAGGCAACAGUUCAAAAUGGAACUAAACUACUCGUCAGGAAUGUUCCCUUCCAAGCCAACAGGAAUGAACUUCACGAAAUAUUCAGGGCGUUCGGCGAAAUAAAGACUUUGAGAUUACCUAAAAAAUUGACGACAGGGUCGGAACAACAUCGUGGAUUUGCUUUUGUAGAUUUCCACUCGAAGGCCGAUGCUAAGUGUGCAUUUGAAGCAUUAUGUCAAUCAACUCAUCUUUACGGUAGACGAUUAGUGUUAGAGUGGGCUGACCAAACUGAUGAGAACGAAGACAUCGAGAUGCUGAGGAAGAGGACGGCGGAGUCAUUCAAUGCAAAGGUUCCCGGCGGCAAAAAGUCUAGAAAGGCAGCCGUGGAUGUUGAUGAAUUUGUCGAAGGCGAAAAAGAUUAACAGAAAUAUAUUUAUAUUAUGCUGA